AUGGCUUCUCCGCUGGCGUGCGAGCUGCCUGCGGCGCUGGGCCUGGCGGCGGAGGACCCGGUCUGCGGUUUCGCGGCGGGGCUCUCAGGCAGUUCUUCGCCCGGCGCCAUGGCGGCUGUCGCGGCGUUGGCGGCGGAGCAGCACCAGCAGCAGUUGCUUCAUCUCGCGUCAGAUCUCCAAGGCGCCAUUCGCCGAUGGUGCCCAGUCGCUGGCGCUUCGUCUCAGCUGGAGGCAGGAGGCGGGCGGCUGGACUCUGCUGCAAGCUCCGCCGGCCGGUGGGCGGCGCAGGUUCGCAAGAGUUCUUUUUUUAGGGGCUGUCGAGUCCUCAGGAUUCCGCAGAAGACUGUGGCUCUUCCUCGGCAUCUGUAUCGCGAGGAGGCGGCAAUCGAGGAGGAAGACGGCCUGCCAGUUCUCGACCUCGAGGACGCCGAGUUCUUCGGCGCCGACCGCGACGAAGAACUCCAGCUGCACUACGCUCGCGCCGUCUCUGCGACCUCGGUUCGCUCGCGCAGUGGGGGGACGAAGGACUGGGGCGAAUGGCCCCUGAUGCCCGAAGACGGGUUGCUCUCGAGCGGCGAAGAGCCGGCGGCCCCCCCCGGCUCCAGCGUCGAGGAAGCAGCCUCGGAGAGCGACGGGCGCGCGCCCGAGGAGGGUCAGGCGUGCUGGGAGACUUCCGAGAGCUUCUUGCUGGCUGACGAGGCCCGCGAGGCGCCUCAUCGAGCUGACGCCUACACGUGCUCGCGCAGCGCGUCGGGUCUCCCCCCCGCCGAGGACGACGCGGAGGAGCACGCGCCGCGGGGAGAGAGUCCUCGCCCGCCGGCUCCUCCCCAGGCUGCCGAAGAGUGCGCCAGAGACGACGCGGCUGAAGAGAAGGAGGAAGCGGUCGCAGCGGCAGACGCCACGCGCGACGUCUCCGAUCAGCGGCGCAUCACGAGCUCCGGGAGUCGCGUCAGCGAUGACCCCUCCGCGCCGCCGCUGAGUGCGCGGAAAGAGGUUCUGGUCUUCCAAACGAACUUCCGGCGAUCUGCCUCCUCAUCGCCUCGUGUUAUCUCCUCUGUCGAACCGAACGGGGAGGCAGAAGGCCGCUUUCGAGACGAGGGAGUCUCGCGCGGCGCGGCUGCCGAGGGGCACGAAGACAAGCGAAGCGACGACGAGGGCGACGGCGAGACAGGGCCGUCGUCCUCAGCCACGCUCCAGGUGCCCUCCUCGCCCGAGGACCCGCAGGCGCGUCUUCUCUCCGACGACACGCCCGUCCCCUCCACGACGCACUCGGCGCUCUUCGGGGUGGAUGCCCCCAGCGGUCGCGUCUUUAUCUGCAUGCGCGAGAGUCUGCCGCUGACAGCAGGCGCGCCGAAGGAGCCAGACGGCCGCGAGACGGCCGCAGAGCUCGCGGGGCAUGCAAUCGAGGACUACGACCAGGAGGUGGAGGACUCUCCCCUGGAGGCGCCUGCAGGCACGGACAGGGCGCAGAGGGCCGGACCUCGCCCCGAGAGCCGUGCGGAGCGGCUCGUUGAGGCAGCAGAUGAAGACGCGGAAGUCGCGCAGUCCUCCGCUCAGGCGGAGACAGAUCUAUGGCAGAGUGCGCGAGAAGGCGACGCAGAGGAGACAUCUCGAGAAAGGCCGACAGAAGAGACCGCGCGUCGCGCAGAGAGCGAGGCGGAUGCAGCCCGAGCGGCAAUCGUGCAGAGCGCGCCCGAUGAAGAACGAGAUGCGGAGGAUAAAGAGACCUUUCAGGAGCCAGCGGCAGCAGAUGCCGGUGAAGAAAGAGAGGGCGAGCGCGAGUCUCCCGAGAGCGUAGACCCGCCGUGCGCAGAACCCCGCGGGCCUCGGCCGGCGCCCUCGCCCAGCAGAGAGAGCGUUGUCACGAAUGACUUCAGUCUCCGCCUGGAGAGCGCCGAUUCCGCCAGCGUGUGUGCGUCGCUCCGAAAUGCACCUCCCGGGUCGCCCUGUCACUCUUCGUCGAGUGUCGUCCUCGAGCACACGCUGCCGCGCGACCCCGUCGAGGCCGCAGCCUCGGCGGCCGCCGCCGCGGCAGCUGCUGCGGGCGCGGUUCUGCGGGCUUGCGCGAGCGCUGAGGGCGAGGCUUCUUCGCCUUCCUCGCGCUGCGCUUUCCAGCGCGACCAGGAAGACUUGCAUCUGUUCGUGCAUGCGUGGCUGUCGGCCUGCGCCGCGCGCCUGCACGAUGUGGCCAGCGAGGCGCGCGGAAGCUCUCAGCGUCUGCAGCUUCGACCCCGCGAGGGCGAGGGCGCGACGCACGCGCUCGUCGCCUUCAGCAAGCGCCGUCUCAAGGAAGAACUUCGCACCUACGACUUGGACUUUGAGAAGCGAUACGGCCGACCCCCUCGCCGCCCCGAGAAGGAACCGCUGCGGCCGCUCUACUCGCACUACCAGUAUCUGCGUCGCGUCCUUCUGCGGCUCGAACACCAGCAGCGUGAGCAGACCGGGAGAGAAAAGGUAGAGAUUGUGCUCUCGGCGCGGAGCCCGGCGGCAGAGACGCAGUCCGGCGCGGCGGGAGCCGCGGGUGAGCUGCGCCGGUGGCCUUCUUCGCAGGAGUCCCUUGCGUCGCUUUCUUCGCAGCAGGCGAUGGGGGGGAGAGCCGGCGACGCCUCCAGCGCCUGCGGGCACCGCAAGGCGGCGUUUUCGCAGUCAGCGACCCGGGGCGCCGGCGCGGCGGAGAGCGGCCCGAAAGCUCCCAGCACUUUGUGUGGUGCCGAGCAGGUCAGCAGCGGCGCCACCGCCUCGAAGACGCGUUUGAUGACGUCUCUUCGGCGCGCUGUCUCAUCAGGGGCUUCAGCCGGCAGGCCGGAGGCGCGAGGGAGCGCCAGCGGCGCGGCAAGGGCCGCGCAGAGACUUUCGCAGGACACGGUGGUGACGAGUUCGCAGCGUCGCGAAGGCGACGCAGCCGCGACGGCGAAGAAGCCGACCAGUGGCGUGCAGUCUGUGCAGCGGGCGGCGGGCAGCCGCGUGAACUGUGUCUCUUGUCGGACUGGCGUUAAGUUGGCGGGCGCCAGACCCGAGUCCAGCGGCCUGAAGCCCGCGGCGGAGGCAGAGAGGAGGGCAGCCGGCAGGGAGGCCGCCACGCGAGCAGACAGCCAGUCCUUCGGCAAGCGCGUGGAGAGUGGCUAUUCGCUUGGCGGCCACGAUGACGCCGAGAGGCGCCCGCGGAAGCCCGAAGAGAAGACAAGUAGUCAACCCGUAGGACGGCAGGGCCGCGAGGACGGCGCCGCGGGAGGGGUCGCCCCUUCCUCGACUGCGGAGAGUCUGAGGCUCCGGAUAAAGACGACGUGCCUCUCCGACGCUUCGAGUGCUGUAGCCUCGCCGCAGAAGACAGAUGCGACAGAGGCCGCAAGGAACGUGAAACCGGGAGCGGGCAUGGCUGCAGAGGGCAAAGGCGUCGCCGCGGACGCCGGAAGCCGGGUGCGGUCUGUCUCCCGAGGUUUGCCCAGCGACAGUCGGCAGGCGGAGAAUUUCGGGGAAGAUGCGCAGAGAGAGAAUGAAAAAGUGGCGAGUGGAGGUCUCAGCGAAGACAAGCAGCGCCUGCUGCGGCUGCAGCAAGAGAAACGCAUCUUGAGGACGACGCUGCUCACAUAUCAGGCAGACUUCAUUGCGGAGACAGGCCGGCACGUCCGCCUCUACAAAGACAUCGCUCCGAUCGAGAGGGAGUACAGAAGAUACAAGGACGUGAAGCAAGAGAUCUCCAGACUCCUCGAAAAGCAGCAGACGCGCCUCGCCGCCUCGCGAUCCCACCCUGUCCUUUGUCAGCACGGAGCGAGUGAAGAAGACUCGAUUCCCUCGGAAGUCUUUGAACAAAAUGGACAGCAACUCUGUGUGUAA
Molecule: messenger RNA, 3834 nt
Organism: Besnoitia besnoiti
Lineage: Eukaryota; Apicomplexa; Conoidasida; Eucoccidiorida; Sarcocystidae
Exons: 2
Coding region: 1-3834 (1277 amino acids)
Source: RefSeq, a predicted model, not a curated record